CUGCAGGGGGAGAGGAUGGGCCUGCGAGGCGGCACUGCAGGUUGGGGGGCGGGCGAGGUGACCGCAGGUGGAGAAGAGGGGGCGGCGAGGCGGCCUGCAGGUGAGGUGGAACUUAGGAAGAGCACCGCUGGCCUGAAGGCUGUGGCAUCCGACUUGCGAGAAAGGUCCUUGAAGCUGGUGCGAGUGUCCCUCCAGCGCCAGGGGUUCCACGCUGCUGGGAGUACCUUCAAGGGUCGGACUGGUGUGGAGCACCUGUGGCUGAUGCGGCACUUGAAGGACCCAUUUGUGAAAGCUGCCAAGGUGGAGAGUUACCGGUGUCGAAGUGCCUUCAAGCUUCUGGAGGUGAACGAGAAGCACCGGAUCCUGCAGCCUGGCUUCCGGGUGUUAGACUGUGGGGCAGCACCGGGGGCGUGGAGCCAGGUGGCAGUGCGGAAAGUCAACGCUGCAGGCACAGAUCCCAGUGCUCCUGUUGGCUUUGUGCUUGGGGUAGAUCUUCUGCACAUAUUUCCCCUGGAAGGAGCAACGUUUCUGUGUCCUGCUGAUGUCACUGACCCGAGAACCUUCCAGAGAGUCCGAGAGCUGCUUCCUGGAGGGAGAGCAGAUGUCAUUCUGAGUGACAUGGCGCCCAACGCCUCAGGGAUCCGGGGCCUUGAUCACGACAGGCUCAUCAGCCUGUGUUUGUCGCUUCUGGAUAUGGCUGCGGACGUCCUGCGCCCUGAUGGAACAUUACUCUGUAAAAUGUGGGCUGGCAGUCAGAGCCGUCGCUUUCAGGAGAGGCUGGCAGGGGAAUUCCAGCGUGUGAGGACGGUGAAGCCUGAGGCCAGCAGGAGAGAAUCCUCAGAGGUGUACCUCUUGGCCACGCAGUACCAAAGAGCGCAGGGUUCUGGGAAAGACUGAGUUGUUUCUGCCAUUUCAGGUCCCUUUCCACGUAGAGCUGGAGGUCCUUCCUGGGCGUGGCUGCAGAGGUCCCAGCUAGGUCUGGGAAGCAGUGAGCUUAACAAUGAGGGACCUUUUUUUGAAACCAGAGACAUGAGAAAGCUGUAUUCAGUGGCCACGAAAUAUGAUAAAACCCAGUCUCUGUAUCAUUUGUGAAGAUGAAGUUAUUGUGAGGAAGAUAGAGGCAAAGAUGAAAGGGUGAAAAGAGAGGGAAGGAGAAAAACGAAUAGGAAAGGCAGGUGGGCACAGCUUUAUGUAAUGGGAGCCUGUUACAGAGGAACUGGCUCCUACCUUUACCCCAGAACACAGCACACAGGUUUCCACUUAUUUAGCCUAUACAGUGUAACACAGAAAAAUCUAAUUUAAAUGUGGGGAUUAAUUUCCAUCUCUUUGUCGAAUGCUCUGGAAAUAAAUCCAUUCCUCAAGCAGCGAGAGUUCCCAGAGCAAUCAGGGAAGACAGUGGGUGUGAAUUAUGCAGGAGGUGGGUGUGCUUGUACUUUUGCUGGAAAUAUGUGUCGCUUCAAUACUCCAGGCCCCGGGCUGUAAAGCUAAUUGCCAGCAAGCAGCGGUGUGGUGUGUUCAUUUUCCUUUUACUCUCCUCCCAGGAAUUUGAUGCAGCCUUAUAAAAAAUGUACAUUACAUUAA
Messenger RNA from Manis pentadactyla (Chinese pangolin), 1581 nucleotides. RefSeq names its product mitochondrial rRNA methyltransferase 2 (gene MRM2). NCBI's taxonomy places the organism in Eukaryota, Metazoa, Chordata, Mammalia, Pholidota, Manidae. Gene Ontology annotation, molecular function: rRNA (uridine-2'-O-ribose)-methyltransferase activity. Gene Ontology annotation, cellular component: mitochondrion. Bases 16 to 897 code for a protein of 293 amino acids. The transcript has 4 exons. The record is from RefSeq and is a predicted model, not a curated record. Gene Ontology annotation, biological process: RNA methylation.